Molecule: messenger RNA, 2712 nt
Organism: Solenopsis invicta (red fire ant)
Lineage: Eukaryota; Metazoa; Arthropoda; Insecta; Hymenoptera; Formicidae
Exons: 3
Coding region: 1-2712 (903 amino acids)
Biological process (GO): DNA integration
Molecular function (GO): nucleic acid binding
Source: RefSeq, a predicted model, not a curated record
AUGUCGUGGGUAACAAAUUCUGACGAAAGCGGGUUUUACAUGCCGCAUCACGCGGUGAUAAAAAAUACAAGCAAUACUACAAAGGUGCGAGUAGUGUUCGACGCCUCUGCUAAGUCUGACAAUGGCGUAUCGUUAAAUGACGUGUUAAUGACGGGUCCAAGCAUACAAGAUAAAAUAAUAUCACAUUUGAUUCGGUUCCGUACGUACAAUUAUGUUAUAACAGCGGAUAUAGAAAAAAUGUAUCGCCAAGUGCUAGUACAUGAACAGGAUCGACACUUUCAACAGAUUCUAUGGCGUAGAGAUGGCAAGAUAGAAACGUUGCAAUUGAAUACAUUAGCUUUCGGUGUAUCAUCCUCGCCAUUUUUGGCAAUCCGUACCAUACAAAAACUUGCAGAGGACGAAUAUCAAUCAUUUCCUAAGGCGGCCGGAGUUUUAAAAUCACACUUAUAUGUAGACGAUUUAUUAACCGGUUCCGAAACGAUCAAGGAAGCCCGAAUAAUACGAGACGAUAUCAUCGCGUUGUUAGCACGGGGCGGUUUUACGAUAAGACAAUGGGCAUCGAAUGACGAACGCAUAAUCCAUGACUUAGAGUCUACCGCGUUGCACGAGAGUUUCACUAUCCGCAUUGAUCGUGAUCUAAAAACACUAGGCAUCACAUGGAGCGCGAAAAACGAUAAAUUAUAUUACGCAACAAGAUCAAUCGAGAUCACGGAAAGGGUGACGAAGAGAAAGGUAUUAUCAGAAAUCGCAAAAUUUUACUAUCCGUUGGGUUUAGUAGGACCAGUUAUCUUGUAUAUCAAAAAAUUAAUGCAAGACGUGUGGCGUAGCGGUGUACAUUGGGAUGAAUCCAUUCCGCAAAGUAUUUAUACCGAAUGGUCUAAUUUCGCUAGACAAUGGGAAUCUAUAAAUAAGAUUUCGGUUGACCGUAAAUUAUUAAUUGAAGGGUAUCACGAUGUGCAAUUGCAUGGUUUUUGUGACGCCAGUAGUAUCGGCUACGGGGCAUGCAUAUACAUACGUUCAUCUAAUAAUCAGAAAACCGUGGCAAAAUUUCUAUGCGCGAAAUCGCGAGUUGCACCCUUGAAAACCGUCACGAUUCCACGACUCGAGCUGUGCGGAGCAUUAACAUUAGCACAGUUAUUUCGGGAAGUAAAAGGCACAUUGAACAUCAAUUUCAAUAAGAUUAUCUUUUGGUGCGAUUCUACCAUUGUGCUUCACUGGUUGAAUACAGCCCCCCAUUUGUUAAAAACUUACGUGUCUAACCGCGUCGCGAGCAUUCGACAAUUUACUGAGUCACACGAAUGGCGACACGUUCGAAUAGAGGAAAAUUCUGCCGACGCUAUUUCGAGGGGUCAAUUGCCACACGAUUUUUUGCGAAAUCAAACAUGGUUUACGGGACCAUCAUGGUUGAGCAAGGAUGAAGUUGAAUGGCCCAACGAAAUUAUUCGGAUACCCGAAAUACCCGAAUUAAAAAAGAAUGCUUGCCUAAUUUCCGAACAUACUAAGUUUGAUAUCCUCGACAGAUAUUCUUCUUAUUCCAAAUUAAUCAGAAUCGUUUCAUACUGUCUCCGGGUCCGUCAUCCAAAUAAACACACAGGGGUCUUACAAGCGGAAGAGAUUAAUAAAGCAGAAAUACGCGUGCUAAAAAUAUUACAAGCUGAUCAAUUUUCUGAUGAAAUUAAAAGAUUAAAUGGAGCUUCGACUAACAAGAGUAAAUUCGCCAAUUUAAAUCCGUUUAUUGACGAGUACGGUUUAAUUCGCGUGGGCGGACGUUUGCAAAAAUCAGACCUCACUUUCGCGCAAAAACACCCAAUUCUGCUUCCCAGUCGACACAGCCUGACCGAUCGCAUCAUACGCGAAAUUGAUGAGAAGCAUUACCACACAGGCAUACAAACCACGCUUUACAUUCUUCGGCAAAGAUUUUGGUUACCGGACGACCGUAACCAACCCGCGUACGCCCGCAUUACGCCGAUUCGCUGCGAGGCGAGGCGUUUACCGGAACACGUAUACUCGGAUAAUGGUACUAACUUUGUUGGCGCGAACAAUCAGUUGAAGGACCUAUAUGCCGUAUUUAAUUCGAACGAACACAAAAAAUUAAUACAACAAUAUGCGAGUGAUCGCCGUAUCACCUGGCAUUUUAUACCGCCAGCAGCACCCCACUUCAGCGGGCUAUGGGAGUCUACCGUAAAGAGUUUCAAACACCAUUUCAAACGAGUAAUUGGUGAUUCCUUGUUUACAUUCGAGGAAUUAAAUACGUUCGUUGUAGAAGUCGAGGGUAUUCUAAAUUCGAGACCAAUUACAUCUAUUUCGUCCGAUCCGAACGACUUAUUAGUACUGUCCCCCGCUCAUUAUUUAAUCGGCAAACCAUUAACCAUGUUGCCCGAAAACGAUUAUACGAGCAUUUCAGACAACCGUCUGUCCACUUGGCAACAUAUUGCUAAGGUGAGACAAGACUUCUGGAAGAGGUGGAGUCUCGAGUAUUUAAACGAGUUACAAGUCCGUCGCAAAUGGAUCAAAGAGGGACAGCGUUUCGAGAUUGGAGCCGUCGUACUUAUCAAGGACAAAACAGCUCCGUGCGCACAAUGGAACUUGGGAAGAAUUACCAGAUUACAUCCUGGCGACGACGGGAUAUCACGAGCCGCUACCAUUAAAACUGUGAGCGGUGAGAUAAAGCGAUCAACGGCGUUACUAUACAUAUUGCCAAUUGAGCCUUGA